This is a messenger RNA of Eutrema salsugineum, 2912 nucleotides long. Its product is annotated as nucleolar protein 14. Lineage: Eukaryota; Viridiplantae; Streptophyta; Magnoliopsida; Brassicales; Brassicaceae. The record is from RefSeq and is a predicted model, not a curated record. The transcript is spliced from 13 exons. Gene Ontology annotation, biological process: maturation of SSU-rRNA. Gene Ontology annotation, cellular component: small-subunit processome; nucleolus; Noc4p-Nop14p complex. The coding region runs from base 78 to 2813 and encodes 911 amino acids.
CAGAACGCCCAAAACCCUGUUCGAGACUUCGUAAACCCUAGCCACCGUCGUAGCCGCCGCAUUACUCUGAGUUAAUCAUGGGGAAGGGGAAAGGGAAGGUGAAGGAGAACCAAACGAAGAAGAAGCCUGAUAAAAAAGGCGGCAAAAAGAUGGGACCAGAUGCAGUCGCCAUGAAAGCCAAGGCCCAGAAGGCCGAGAAUCCAUUCGAGUCAAUCUGGUCUCGGCAGAGGUUCCCCGUCCUCGGAAAGAAGAAUGAAGGCGGAGAACGCCGCGUCGGUCUUUCACGAUCUCGCGCUGUUGAUAAGAGGAAGAACACGCUGCUUAAAGAGUACGAGCAGAGUUUGAAAGCUUCGGUUUUUAUGGAUAAUCGUAUAGGAGAGCAUAACGAUGAGCUUGGAGAAUUCGACAAGGCUAUAAUUCGAUCGCAGAGGGAACGCCAGCUGAAACUAGCAAAGAAGAGCAUGUAUAAUUUGUCUGAUGGGGAGGAAGAUAUUUAUGAAGAUGGUGCUCUUGGUGGUUCUUCUGUUAAGGAUGAUUUUGAUUCUGGACUAUUGUCUGAUGAAGAUCUUCAAGACGAUGAUCUGGAAGGUGCUGGAUCAAAGAGACUGAAGCAUUUAAACAGAAACAGAUCGGUUGACCCAUCUGGAGAGGAAGAGAGGCAUAAGAGCAAGAAGGAAGUCAUGGAAGAGAUCAUCAUGAAGAGCAAACUUGGCAGGAUGGAGAAAGCUAAGCAGAAAGAAGAAAAGGAGAAGCUGAUGGAUGAGCUGAAUAAAGACUUCAUGUCCUUAGUAGACUCUGAGGCGAUGAAGAGUUUAACUCAACCUUUUAGACUUCAAGAGGAUAAAAAUGAUGAUUAUUAUAAACUUAUGGAUGCUAUGUCAAUGGAUAUUCGUGGUCGUCCUUCUGAGAGGACUAAGACACCUGAAGAAAUUGCCCAAAAAGAGCGAGAAAAAUUAGUGGCUCUUGAGGCAGAGCGUAAGAAGAGGAUGCAAGAAACUGAGGAUUUGAGCGACGGGGAUGAGGAAAGUGGUGGUGAGGAAUCAGCAAAGAGGCUAAGAUCCGUUUCUGGCGAUGAUCUCGGUGAUUCAUUCUCAGUUGAUGAAGAGCAGCCGAAAAAGGGAUGGAUUAAUGAAGUUCUUGAAAGAGAGGAUGGUGUUGAUAAUUCAGAAAAUGAUGAGGAUGAUGGUUCGUCUGAAGAUUCAGAAAGUGAAGGGGAAGAUGAUGAUGAUGAUGGAGAGUCAGAUGGGUGUAAUAAUAAACAGAGAAAAGGUCAUCCUUUAAAGGACUGGGAACAAAGUGAUGAUGAGCUAGAGGCAGAGCUGGAAGAUGAUACUGACGAUGAUGAUGAUGAUGAAGAACAAGAGGAGCCAAGAGUAAAUAAAAAGUCGAAGAAUGACUAUGCUGCUCCAUCUAAAGGAGAAGCGUUAUCUGAAACAGUGAAGCAAAAAACUAAUAUGAAGAAAUUGAGUUCAACGCAGCGUGAUAUUGCUUACGUGAUUGAUGCUCCAAAGAACUAUGAGGAAUUGAUUGCUCUAGUAGAAGAUUGUUCCAAUGAAGAUGUUAUUUUAAUUGUCAGCCGAAUAAGGACGAAUAAUUCAAUAAAGGUUGCAGCUGAAAACCGAAAAAAGAUGCAGGUCUUCUAUGGUAUUCUCUUGCAGUAUUUUGCCGUUCUUGCAAACAAGAAGCCCUUGAACUUUGAGUUACUAAAUAUGCUUGUCAAACCUUUGAUUGAGAUGAGCAUGGAGAUUCCCUACUUUGCUGCAAUUUGUGCUCGCCAGCGGCUUUUAAAAACCCGUGCACAAUUUUGCGAGGCAAUCAAGAAUCCAGAGGAUGGAUGCUGGCCUUCCUUGAAAACAUUGUUUCUCUUGAGGCUUUGGUCCAUGAUUUUCCCUUGCUCUGACUAUCGUCAUGCUGUGAUGACCCCGUCGAUAUUGCUGAUGUGUGAAUAUCUCAUGCGAUGUCCCAUCUCCUCUGGUCGUGAUAUUGCCAUAGGUUCCUUCUUAUGCUCCAUUGUUCUAGUGGUUGCUAAACAAUCUAAAAAGUUCUGCCCCGAAGCCAUACUAUUUAUACGGACGCUUCUGAUGGCUGCUUCAGACAAAAAGUCACCAUCUGAGGAAUCUGAGUUUUACCACUUUAUGGAAUUAAAAUCGCUGACUCCAUUGCUCUGCAUACAAGACCACGUAAAGGAGGUCGUGCCUUUAAACUUUCUAAAGAUAAUGGAUCAGCCAGCAGACUCUCCAUAUUUCAGCUCUGACGAGUUCAGAGCAAGCAUCAUUUCAAGUGUGGUUGAUACUCUUAGAGGGUUUGUGGAGAUAAACGGAGGAUUGAGUUCUUUUCCAGAGAUCUUCAUGCCCAUCUCAACUUUAUCACACCAAGUUGGGAAUCAAGAAAAGAUCCCACAAACGCUUAAGGAGAAAUUAGAAGAUGUCGCGCAGCUAAUCGAAAAGAAAACUGAUGAGCAUCGCAAGCAACGUAAACCACUCGCUAUGCGUAAGCAUAAGCCAAUAGCCAUCAGAAUGGUCAAUCCCAAAUUCGAAGAGAACUUUGUCAAAGGCAGGGAUUACGAUCCAGACAAAGCCCGUUCCGAGCACAAAAAGUUGAAGAAAUUGCUGAAACAGGAAAGGAAAGGAGCAGGACGUGAGCUGCGCAAAGACAGCUACUUCAUGAGCGAGGUUAAAGCAAAAGAAAAGGCUGCACGCGAGCAAGAGAGAGCAGAGAAACAUGGCAAAAAUUGGGCUUUCCUUCAAGAACAAGAACAUGCUUUCAAAUCUGGACAACUUGGUAAAGGCAAAGGCAAGAAGAGAAAGCGUUAAUAACAGUUACUUUUUGUUCUAUUUUUUUUUUUGCUUUACCUCCAACAGUUUUGUUUUUUGUUGGAUAAUAUUGGAAAACUGAUUUACAAAAAUAUUUAU